Molecule: messenger RNA, 624 nt
Organism: Lichtheimia ornata
Lineage: Eukaryota; Fungi; Mucoromycota; Mucoromycetes; Mucorales; Lichtheimiaceae
Exons: 7
Coding region: 1-624 (207 amino acids)
Biological process (GO): regulation of vacuole fusion, non-autophagic
Cellular component (GO): late endosome; vacuole; fungal-type vacuole membrane
Molecular function (GO): GTP binding; GTPase activity
Source: RefSeq, a predicted model, not a curated record
AUGGCUUCACGUAAAAAAGUUCUUCUCAAGGUCAUCAUUCUAGGCGACAGCGGUGUCGGCAAGACGUCCUUGAUGAACCAGUAUGUCAACAAAAAGUUCAGCAGCCAGUACAAAGCAACCAUUGGUGCCGAUUUCCUUACCAAAGAAGUUAUGGUUGACGACAAGCUUGUCACUAUGCAGAUUUGGGAUACUGCCGGCCAAGAACGAUUCCAAUCCUUGGGUGUUGCCUUUUAUCGUGGAGCCGAUUGCUGUGUCCUUGUGUACGAUGUAAAUAACAACAAGAGUUACGAGUCUCUAGGACAAUGGCACGACGAAUUCCUUUUACAAGCUCAACCCCGUGAUCCGGAUAAUUUCCCAUUCGUGGUUCUUGGUAACAAGGUGGAUGUUGACGAGUCAAAGCGUAUGGUAUCCCAAAAGCGGGCAAUGGCUUUCUGCCAAGCAAAGGGCAACAUCCCAUACUUUGAAACAUCAGCCAAAGAAGCCAUUAAUGUCGAACAAGCUUUCCAGACGAUUGCCAAGAAUGCUUUACAGCAGGAAACGGACGUGGAAUUGUACAGCGAUUUGAGCGACCCUAUUAGAAUCGACAGCGAAAGUUCCAAAGAAUUUAGCGGAUGUGCUUGUUAG